UGAGGAUGCGGACGGCAUGAAAGUGGAGAAAAGUAGCAGACACUCCGGCACCCGGGGAAACAGCUCGCGAGGUGGGGAGAGAGCCGCCGCCACUGCCACCGCUGCUGCGCACGGGGGGGACGCUUAGAGAUCCGGGGAGUGUGGGGCCCAGGUCCAGGGGAUGAGGCUGUGAAACGCCACCACCGUCCCCCCCCCCCUCUCCCAGCCACCGAGAGCUUACUGCCCCCCGGUCCCCUCCAGCUUAAGGAUUGACUCUCUGGCGUUUUGGCUGCCCGAUCAUCCGGCCCGGGGUAGCGGCGCCCGGGACUCGCGGCCGCCCGGGAGCGGCGGGCGCAUCGGGCCGGGCCGGGCCGGGGGACUCAAGCUCUUGGAGCGAGAACCGCAAACGCCUGGAUUCCCGGGCCGAGAGGGCAACUGGGGGGAGCGGCUGGCUUUCCCGGGCCCUAGGGUCAUGAUGGUGCAUUGUGCCGGCUGCGAGCGGCCCAUCCUGGACCGGUUUCUACUCAACGUCCUGGACCGCGCGUGGCACAUCAAGUGUGUUCAGUGUUGCGAGUGCAAAUGUAACCUCACCGAGAAGUGUUUCUCGCGGGAAGGAAAACUCUACUGCAAGAACGACUUCUUCAGGCGCUUUGGCACCAAAUGCGCUGGAUGUGCGCAAGGCAUCUCUCCCAGCGACCUGGUUCGGAAGGCCCGAAGCAAAGUAUUUCACCUCAACUGCUUCACCUGCAUGGUCUGCAACAAGCAACUGUCCACGGGCGAGGAACUCUAUAUUAUAGAUGAGAACAAAUUUGUUUGCAAAGAGGACUAUUUGAACUCGCCCAGUGUCAAGGAAGGCAGCCUCAACUCAGUGUCAUCCUGUACGGACCGAAGUUUGUCCCCAGACCUCCAGGACCCGCUCCAGGACGACCCCAAAGAGACUGACAACUCGACAUCUUCUGACAAGGAAACCACAAACAACGAGAACGAGGAACAGAACUCUGGCACCAAGAGGCGAGGGCCGCGCACCACCAUCAAGGCCAAACAGCUGGAAACGCUGAAGGCCGCCUUCGCGGCCACCCCCAAGCCCACGCGCCACAUCCGUGAGCAGCUGGCGCAAGAGACGGGCCUCAACAUGCGGGUCAUUCAGGUCUGGUUCCAGAACAGGCGGUCCAAGGAGCGUAGGAUGAAACAGCUGAGCGCUCUUGGUGCCCGGAGACAUGCUUUCUUCAGGAGUCCGAGGCGCAUGCGUCCACUGGGUGGCCGGCUGGAUGAGUCAGAGAUGCUGGGGUCCACCCCCUACACUUACUACGGAGAUUACCAAGGAGACUAUUACGGCCCUGGAGGAAACUAUGACUUCUUCCCGCACGCCCCGCCAUCACAGGCGCAGUCGCCCGCGGACUCCAGCUACUUACCGAACUCAGGGCCCGGCUCCACCCCGCUGGGGCCCCUGGAGCCGCCCCUCCCGGGACACCACUCUUCAGAAAACCAAAGGUACACGGAUAUGAUCUCGCACCCGGACACGCCGAGCCCUGAGCCGGGCAUGACUGGCUCCCUGCACCCCAUCCCGGGCGAGGUCUUCACCGGGGGGCCCAGCCCGCCUUUCUCUAUGUCCAGUAACACCGGCUACAGCGGGCCACUGUCACAUCCCAACCAGGAGCUGAACGAGGCCGCCGUGUGGUAAAAGCUGCUGGGCCCUUUCCCAGCCCCUUCCCUGCCCAAAACACCCGGCUUAGGAACUGCACGGAGCACCCAGACCUCUCCCCAUCCCAGGCCCGGCGCCUCUGUGGAUCCAGAGUCCUACACGGCACACACAUGCACACAUUUCUCACUCACGCAGAAUCACAAUUUGUCUCUCUCUCACACACAAACAUUAAUGAAGGCACGUGCGUGCAUGCGCUCACACACACACACACACACACACACACAG
Messenger RNA from Antechinus flavipes (yellow-footed antechinus), 1906 nucleotides. RefSeq names its product LIM homeobox 5 (gene LHX5). NCBI's taxonomy places the organism in Eukaryota, Metazoa, Chordata, Mammalia, Dasyuromorphia, Dasyuridae. The coding region runs from base 452 to 1660 and encodes 402 amino acids. The record is from RefSeq and is a predicted model, not a curated record. Gene Ontology annotation, biological process: neuron differentiation; regulation of transcription by RNA polymerase II. Gene Ontology annotation, molecular function: RNA polymerase II transcription regulatory region sequence-specific DNA binding; DNA-binding transcription factor activity, RNA polymerase II-specific. Gene Ontology annotation, cellular component: nucleus. The transcript is spliced from 5 exons.